Messenger RNA from Ornithorhynchus anatinus (platypus), 1353 nucleotides. RefSeq lists its product as uncharacterized. The transcript has 11 exons. Lineage: Eukaryota; Metazoa; Chordata; Mammalia; Monotremata; Ornithorhynchidae. The record is from RefSeq and is a predicted model, not a curated record. Bases 317 to 1189 code for a protein of 290 amino acids. Gene Ontology annotation, biological process: sensory perception of smell.
GUUCCCUCUCCCGUUUUUCUCUCCCGUUCUUUUUCCCAUCCUCUCUCUCACCCAUUCUCUCCUUUCCCGCAUUUAUCCAAUUCCUCCUAAUGGCGGAAACAUUACUACUGGGUCUAGGUCUGCUGAGGUGAUCUCGCUCGGUGCAGUGUGCCUAACGGAUACCACAGUUCCGAUUGUAACUGUCGUAUCGUAUUGUACUAACGCCACACCGCCGGGGUCCCCCGGGGCGGAAAAGCGGACCCCCUUUUGCGGACCCCCUCUUCCGUCCCCCAGGCUCCUGGCCCCCGUGACCACCCUGCUGGGCUUCAAGCUGACGAUGGUCCUGGGGUUCACCCUGUCCGCGUCCGUCAACGGUUCCCGGUGUGCGGCCUUCCUCAUCCGACAGGGAGACGUGGAGGUCGUCCGCAGCGAGAUGCUUCUGACCAGACUCGCGGAUUCGCUGUCCGAGACCCUUCCGCUCCCGCUGGAGGCGGGAGACUUACUGAACUCUCUCUUAUCGGCGUCGAUAUCGGAGAAGGCGGGAGACUCUUUCCAGUCGCUCGUGGACCCCAUCAACGCCUGUGACAGCGCGGCCACAGAGGGAAGACCACUGAGCUACUCUCUCCUGGAGGUGAAGUUUACCGAGGCCUGCUUUCUGAGCGUCUACUGUACCAAAGUGACGUACGGCCGGACGGCCCUGGCCGUCCCCGCGGGCCCCGCGGCCCUGCCCGGCCGAAGGGCCGGCCUGGUGGCCGUGCUGGCCCCCACCGUCAUCGGAACCAUGCUCUCCUGCGUCGUGUCCGCCUCGUCGCUCAAGAGGAACGACUACACCCUGGUGAUCCGGAAUACGUCCCUGGCCUUCCCGGCGAAGAACACGGCCAUCCUGACGUACGCGACCUCGGUCAGGGGGUCGGGCCGCAGUCCGGUAACGGUGACCACCGUUCUUGAGAUCGCCUACAACACGGUGGUGAGCAGCAGCACACUGGAGACGGCCCUGAGGAUGAACAGAGCUACGCACAGCGCUGAGGAUCCCGACGUGUUGGCCGCGCUGAUCCCUUGGUGUGAGGAACAGUCCAAGAAAGUCUUCGGCAACGUGCGGGCCAUGUUUUCGAGGGUGAACCUGCCUCCCGCGCCGGUGCUGGGAUCGUUUGCCGGUGGCUCGGCCGAGCCCGAUAAGGACGGGGCUGUGGUGGUCACCUGCCUCAAUUAACCCGCCGGGAGGAGGCCGGGGUCCAGCUGGGGCCACGCCGAGGGGCUCGCCCGCGUCCCCCUCCCUCCCGGCCCGCUUCCGCUCAAGGCCGGCCCCCCAACCAACGUACUCUCCCCACCCCUUCCCUGUCGGCGGCCAGCGAGGCUGCCCACCGGGGUGGGGGG